AUGGCUGGUGCUUUGAGAAACGUCAUUAGGACAAAAUUAAGAGUUGCGAUGAUACCCGCCGAUGGAGUUGGGCGCGAGGUCUUGCCAGCAGCCAGAUCCGUUCUUGAAGCUUUAGGAACUGCUUUACCCAAGCUCGAAUUUACGCAUCUCGAUGCUGGAUUUGAGCAUUUUACGAAAUAUGGCACUGCUUUGCCUGAUGAGACGCUCAGGGUCUUAAGAGAGGAGUCAGACUGCGCAAUGUUUGGCGCCGUCAGCUCCCCAUCUCGGCGUGUGGCAGGAUAUUCGUCUCCGAUCGUCGCAAUGCGCAAGGCAUUAGACUUGUACGCCAACAUUCGCCCUGUCAAAUCUGUAGCGGAUUUACCAGGAGAAAGAUCCAAUAUCGACAUGGUCAUAGUCAGAGAGAACACUGAAUGCUUGUAUAUUAAAGAAGAAACUCUGACUCUGGGCUCGGUCGGGAAAGAGGCGCGUGCCACCCGUCUUAUCACUGAACGAGCCUCGAGGCGAAUAGGCCAGAUGGCAUUUGAAACUGCUUUAGCGCGUGGUCCCUCGCCCCUUCUGACCAUUGUACACAAGUCAAAUGUCCUGUCGGUAACGGAUGGUCUGUUCCGGGAGACUGUCCGAAGCGUUCCAUCGCUCCCAGGUAUCGAUGGGAGGUAUGAUUGUGUAAAGGUGGAGGAGCAAUUGGUGGACAGCAUGGUGUACCGAAUGUUCCGAGAGCCACAGGUGUUUGAUGUCGCUGUUGCACCGAAUAUGUACGGGGAUAUUAUUUCGGACGCAGCAGCAGCAUUGGUGGGAUCUCUGGGUCUCGUUCCUUCGGUCAAUGCAGGCGACAACUUCAUAAUGGGAGAGCCAGUCCAUGGAUCCGCACCAGAUAUUAUGGGGCGAGGUAUCGCGAACCCUCUCGCCUCCAUUCGUUCCGCUGCCCUUAUGCUCGUACACCUCGGAUACGAUGACCAAGCCAAGCGGGUAGAUGACUCGGUUGAUGCGGUGCUGAGACGAGGCGACGUUUUGACUCCUGAUCUGGGGGGAAAGAGCACGACACAGCAAGUAGUCGACGCUGUUUUGAAGCAAAUAUAA
Molecule: messenger RNA, 1077 nt
Organism: Cantharellus anzutake
Lineage: Eukaryota; Fungi; Basidiomycota; Agaricomycetes; Cantharellales; Hydnaceae
Product: mitochondrial NAD-homo-isocitrate dehydrogenase LysB
Exons: 12
Coding region: 1-1077 (358 amino acids)
Biological process (GO): tricarboxylic acid cycle; isocitrate metabolic process
Cellular component (GO): mitochondrion
Molecular function (GO): NAD binding; isocitrate dehydrogenase (NAD+) activity; magnesium ion binding
Source: RefSeq, a predicted model, not a curated record